Messenger RNA from Nelumbo nucifera (sacred lotus), 3708 nucleotides. RefSeq names its product Pentatricopeptide repeat (PPR-like) superfamily protein. Gene Ontology annotation, biological process: RNA modification. NCBI's taxonomy places the organism in Eukaryota, Viridiplantae, Streptophyta, Magnoliopsida, Proteales, Nelumbonaceae. The record is from RefSeq and is a predicted model, not a curated record. Gene Ontology annotation, molecular function: RNA binding; zinc ion binding; protein binding.
ACCAAUAAAUGGUACCAAAUUGUUCCUGUCGUGAGUUUCCAGAGCGCGUUAUCUAGAACUAGAUAUGCAAUAUUAACUUCUCAUUUGUGUUCGAACUCUCGUUUCAAAUUCUCUAACUUCAUCCACCGUUGGUUGGAGGUGGGUAGUGGGUUUAAGCUUUCAUUUAAGCAUACUUCUUCAUUUUUUAUGAUUUUCUCUGCUGAAGAUUUCUUUCUUUAUUUUAUUUUGAUUAUCAUGUUAGUUGUCUUGAAUUGUUAGAAUUCAUAAAUUUUCUCCAUUCCUUCAAUGGAAAUAUCAGCAAAUCAACAAUAAAUUAAUUAUCUUUCCAAUGAAAGGAUAAAACGAUAGAAGAGGAAAAAAAAUCUCGCCAAUGGAGAAAUCGGUUCUUCUCUGCAAUUCCAAACCCCCAGUUGCAGACCUCUUCAAACAAGAAAUCUCAAAUGAAGUUUCCUUGAAACCCAUCAAACCCAGUAUUCCUUCCUCCAAGGUACCUAAAAAGGUGGCCUCGGAGACAGCUCCAAGGAUCACAGAAUUCCACUUAAACCAUUUGUGCAGAAAUGGGCAGCUCAAAGAAGCUGUAUCUGCUCUCGAUUCUAUUGCCAAACGUGGCUCCAAGGUGGGACCCAAGACUUAUAUUUCUUUGCUACAGUCUUGUAUUGAUAUGGAUUCAAUUGUGCAUGGUCGUGAGCUGCAUGCCCGAAUUGGUUUGGUUAGGGAUCCAAACCCUUUUGUUGAGACCAAACUUGUGAGCAUGUAUGCUAAAUGUGGGAGUCUGGAAGAUGCCCGUCGCGUAUUUGGUGGAAUGCGUGAGAGAAAUCUGUUUACUUGGUCGACCAUGAUAGGUGGGUACACUAGAGAACAGAGAUGGAGGGAAAUCAUAGACCUUUUCUUUUGGAUGAUGGAUGAUGGAAUUAUUCCAGACGAAUUUCUGGUGCCAAAGAUUUUACAGGCUUGUGCAAACUUAGGAGAUGUUGAGACAGGGAAGUUUAUACAUUCUUUUGUGAUCCGAAGUGGUAUGGAUCUGUGUGUUCAUGUUAGCAAUUCUAUAUUGGCCAUGUAUGCAAAGUGUGGGAGAUUGAGUUCUGCAAGAAGAUUUUUUGAGAAAAUGGACCAGAAAGACAGGGUGACUUGGAAUACUAUUAUAUCUGGAUAUUGCCAGAGUGAUGAUACUAAAGAAGCCCUUCGGUUGUUUGAUCAGAUGCAAGUUGAGGGAAUUGAGCCAGGUUUAAUAACUUGGAAUAUACUGAUUGCUAGUUAUAAUCAAUCUGGGAAGUGCGACCUCGCUAUGGAACUGAUGAAGAAAAUGGAGAGUUUGGGGAUCACUCCUGAUGUCUUUACUUGGACUUCCAUGAUUUCAGGUUUUGCACAGAACAACAGGAAACAUGUCGCCUUGGAACUGUUCAGAGAAAUGCUAUUAGCAGGGGUUGAACCAAAUGGAGUUACUGUUGCAAGUGCACUUUCAGUUUGUGCUUCUUUGAAAGUUUUAUUGAAGGGGAAAGAACUCCACUCGAUUGGAAUUAAGAUAGGAUGUAUGGGAGAUGUACUAGUAGGAAAUUCACUGAUUGACAUGUACUCUAAGUGUGGGAAACUUGAUGCUGCUCGGCUUGUCUUUGAUAAUAUCUCAGAAAAAGAUAUUUUCACAUGGAACUCAAUGGUUGGAGGAUAUGCACAGUCUGGAUAUUGUGGCAAGGCCCAUGAUCUCUUUGUGAAGAUGAAGGAUGCAGGUAUCCAACCGAAUGUUGUGACAUGGAAUGUUAUGAUCUCAGGUUAUAUACAAAAUGGAGAUGAAGAUCAGGCUAUGGAUCUCUUUCAUAGGAUGGAAACAGAUGGAACAAUCAAAAGGAAUACAGCAUCAUGGAACUCACUUAUUGCAGGCUCACUUCAAAAUGGGCACAAAAACAAGGCUCUAGGGAUAUUUCGUCAAAUGCACUCUUUUUCAGUGCGACCAAAUUCAGUUACUUUGUUGAGCAUCUUACCGGCUUGUGCAAAUUUAGUAGCAUCAAGAAAAGUGAAGGAGGUACAUGGUUUUGUGUUGCGUGGAAGUUUGAAUUCUGAGCUCUCAGUAGCUAAUUCUCUUAUAGAUGCUUAUGCCAAGUCUGGGAACAUUGCUUGUGCAAGAGCCAUAUUUAAUCAUUUGCCAUCUAAAGAUAUCAUCUCUUGGAACUCGAUGAUUGCAGGUUAUGUUCUACAUGGUCUUCCUGAUAUUGCACUUAAUCUCUUGGGUCAAAUGAGACGACUGGGGUUCAAACCGAACAGGGGCACUUAUUCAAGUAUUAUCAGGGCAUAUGGUCUUGCAGGGAUGGUGGAUGAAGGAAAACAAACCUUCUAUAGCAUGGUUGAAGAUAAUCAAAUUACUCCAAGCUUAGAACAUUUUUCAGCUAUGGUAGAUCUACUUGGUCGUUCGGGUAGGCUUGGUGAAGCAUUUAAGUUCAUUGAAGAAAUGACAAUAGAACCUGAUCACUUAAUCUGGGGUGCUUUGCUUACAGCUUGUAGGGUCCAUGGCAAUAUAGGUUUGGCAGUCCGUGCUGCAGAACAUUUGAUGAAAUUGGACCCUGGGGAUUUCAUAGCGUGCAGGUUAAUGUCACAGAUAUAUACAUUAAGUGGGAGGCAUGAAGAUGCUUCAAAAUUGAGGAAACCUAAAAGGAGAAAUGCGACAAGUAGUUCUCUUGGGUUCAGUUGGAUGGAAAUAAAGAACAUAGUGCAGACUUUUAACCCAGGUGAUCAAUCUAUGCUAAAGUCAGAUGCUUUAUAUUCUCUGUUAUGCAGCAUUGCAGAAGAAAGGGUAGUUCCUCCUGAAUCUUGUGAUAUACAGCUAUGCGUUGAGGAGGAAGAGAAGGAGCAGCUUGUUGGGGUCCACAGUGAGAAACUUGCAAUUGCUUUUGCACUUAUUGGCUCUCCUGAUAGAUCUCGAAGCAUUCGGAUUGUGAAGAAUCUAAGAAUGUGCAGAGAUUGCCAUAGGACUGCCAAACUUAUCUCUCUGAGAUAUGGUUGUGAAAUUUAUUUGAGUGAUCCAAACUGCUUCCACCAUUUCAAAAAUGGGAAAUGUUCUUGUAAGGAUUAUUGGUGAUGCAAAAUGAAAAUAAAUUUGAAUCACAGGAAAGAAAUAACUGUGAUGUUAAAUGGAACUCUUUUAUAGAAUUUUACAGAACAACUUGUAGUCACUAACAAGUUCAAUUCUUUGUACCUUAUAGAGCAGAAUGCAUUUCUUCUAGUGAGAAUAUCUGUCUAUGUUUCUCUCUUUCUCUCUCCCUCUCUCUCAAAAAAAGAAAAAAAGAAAAAUCUGUCUAUUAGUUUGAUCCCCCAUGGCCCUACAGCAACUUGGGAAGGUUGGACUGGGUUUAGGGCCAACAUAGGUCAAACCCUAAAACACAGACCUUGGGCUCCGGCCUGGACUAAACCUGAGUUCAAAACCUAAUUUUGUCAACCCAAGUGCAGCCUGAACUGAACCCAACACAACUUGGGUUAGGCUCAUGUGGGUUUGGUCAUGUUGGUUGUGUUUGUAAGGUUUCUUAUUCAUAUUUGCACUUCUAUUUUUCAUUUGGACAUAUGUAUCGUUUGAAUUAGAAAUGGAAUAAUAGAAAUGUUUGUGUGUGUGAGUGUGUGUGUGUGUGAGAGAGAGAGAGAGGUCCUGAUGUACUGUACUAUCAUAGUCCCGUUGUGUCUUAGAUAUUCUUUUUAUUUCUUUAUUUUCUCUUUCAUUAGCCAUGU